Molecule: messenger RNA, 1641 nt
Organism: Kickxella alabastrina
Lineage: Eukaryota; Fungi; Kickxellomycota; Kickxellomycetes; Kickxellales; Kickxellaceae
Product: Metallo-dependent phosphatase-like protein
Exons: 1
Coding region: 1-1641 (546 amino acids)
Biological process (GO): nucleotide catabolic process
Molecular function (GO): hydrolase activity, acting on ester bonds; nucleotide binding; metal ion binding
Source: RefSeq, a predicted model, not a curated record
AUGCAAUAUAUUCAAACCAUCACCAUUGGCCUAUUUGCACUCAGCAUAGCAGCCGCACGCCCAGCAGCACUCCAGGCAAUGAACAAUACCGGCGAAAACUCGCUACGUAUAAUCCACACAAAUGACAUCCACGCACACUACUCUCCAUUCAACAGGGUUGGAAGAGACUGCAGCGAGCAUGAUGUGAAAAGCGGAAACUGCUUUGGCGGCGCUGCUCGCCUAGUGACAACCGUUAACCAGCUGCGCAAUGGGCACCCAAACAGCCUGCUCUUCGAUGCGGGUGACCAGGCGCAAGGGACGCUGUUUUAUACAAUUGGAAAAUUUAACACCACAAUUAAAGUCAUGAACCAGCUCAAGUAUGACGCCAUGUGCAUUGGCAACCACGAGUUUGAUGACGGACCGGAUCUUUUGGCCGAGUUUUUCUCCAAAAUCAACUUUCCUGCUAUCUGCGCCAAUAUUGACAUGACCAAGAAUCCUAGACUUAAAAGUGUGGUCAAACCAUAUAUUGUGUUUGAAAAGUAUAAGCUUGGCGUCAUUGGCUAUAUCACUAACACUACGGGCAAUAUCUCCCAGGCAGGUCCGACAGUCUCAUUUUCCAAUGCUGCUGUUGCAGUGAACAGGUACGUCGAGGAGCUGCGCGCGAAGGGGAUUAAGCGCAUUAUUGCCGUUAGCCACAACGGCUACCACGAGGACAUUGACGUGGCCACAAACACCCGUGGCCUUGACCUGAUUGUCGGCGGCCACUCGCACACUUACUUGUCGCUCAAUGCUUCCGAACCAGGUGCUGGUGGUUUAUACCCAACAGCAGUAAAAAACUUAGACGGCCAGACAACGUACGUUGUGCAGGCCAAGGCUUGGGGCGAAUACGUCGGGUAUGUAGACUUGGUUUUUAACUCGGACGGCUCGGUAGCUUCAAUAUCCGGAGAGCCCAUUCACAUGACGCAAAGCAUUUCUGAAGACGCAAUCAUGGCUGCAAAUGUCAGCGAGUGGCGCCGUCCAUUUGAAGCUUACGGCAAAACCGUGGUUGGGAACAUCACAACAGAAACAGGCAUUGAAAACUGCCCUCAGAUGGAGUGUGCAAUGGGUGACCUGACCACCGACGCUAUGUUGUGGUCGCUCAAUCGAAUCCAGCAGACUGACAUGGCUCUUCUCACGAGCGGGACUAUCCGUGCUGGAUUAUCUGCUGGACCAGUCACAUCCAAAGACCUGCUGCUCAUAUAUCCGUUUGGCGACGAUAUCGUAAGGAUAACUAUUUCUGGCAAGCGGCUCAGGAGUAUUAUUACUGGGGGAUUUAAGAUGGUCAAUUUGUUUAAUGGUCGGCCAGUCAUCAAGUUUAUACAAAUCUCGGGUGUCCGCGUAAAAUAUCACAUGGAUCCUUCUAAUUCCAUCAGAUAUUCCAAAAUUAUCGAUUCCAUCGAAAUAUCCAAAAAUGGCGUUUUGGAAGUGCUGGAUGACACACGAACUUACAGCUUGGCCACUAUUUGGCAUAUUGCUCGUGGCAUGGACAAUGUCAUCGACCCGCCAAUUGAUGGGGUGCCUCUGCAGCGACUGGAAAAAGCGGUAAAAGAGUACUUGCAGACAUUUUCUCCAGUCACCCCUGCAACUGACGGCCGCAUGUUUGAGAUGUUGACGGAGGUCUAA